Molecule: messenger RNA, 524 nt
Organism: Glossina fuscipes
Lineage: Eukaryota; Metazoa; Arthropoda; Insecta; Diptera; Glossinidae
Product: galectin-5
Exons: 2
Coding region: 11-520 (169 amino acids)
Molecular function (GO): carbohydrate binding; galactoside binding
Source: RefSeq, a predicted model, not a curated record
AAAAACGAUUAUGCCACCUAUCAUCAAAUACACAGCAACGAUAGCGCCGAAUAUUUUAAAAGCCGGAGAUAAAAUUAAAAUAAAAGGAAUCGUUUUGCAUGAUGCUUACGAAUUUUCGAUAAAUUUCGUAAACGAGUUAUGCAAGAAUCCUUCAGAUAUAACGUAUCAUUUUAAAUGGAAACUGGAUGAAAAUGUUAUUGUGGAGAAUUUUAAAAAGAAUGGAGAAUGGAUCGAUCAUAUAGAGACAACAUAUGAUGAACUCGAUGGUGUGUUAAACAACACCGGCUCUCAUUCAUCGCAUACAUAUACUAACACAAUUAUUAACUAUUCCGUUUUAGGAUCGUUUUUUGAAUUAGAAUUUGCAUUCCAAGAUGGUAUUAUCGAUGUCUAUAAAAUCUAUGAUGGUGGUCACAAUCGCAUCACCACCUAUAUGACAGAAAUUGAUAUAUCUGAAAUUAAAGCGUUACAAGUCUGGGGAGAUGUUCAAAAAAUUAAAGAAUUAACAUUUUGUUAUGCUUAAAAUU